AUGAAUAACGAAUCAUCGUCACCUAGUCCUUUGACUAGUAUCCCGCAGCUACUACAAAACCAGGAAACCAAUUCGGUAGACGCUAGUAAUUCUGAUAGUCAGCCUAUUCCUAGAAGACCCAAACCCAUGAAGCACAGAAUAUCUGACUCAAGUAUGCCAAUGGGUUCAUCCUUCUCCAAUGAUUUUGAUAAUACUGACUCCUUAGGAAUACUUCAUGAGGCGGAAACUCAAUAUGAAGUAGGUAUAAGACAAACAGAGGAAGAAGAAGAGGACGAAAAUCAUGGUGCUGCUGAAAGAGAGGAAAAUAUUGACAACACGGAUAAUACUGAUGCUUUGGAGCAUGCAGUCAAUGCCGAAACUGAAUGGAAAACUAAAGUUAACAGCGCUCAACACAAUAUAUCUGUGACAAAUGGGAGAGGGGGCAGAGGUUCUUAUCUCGAUCACAGAAAAAAUAGUAUAUUAGAAACUAGACCUCUAACAUUUGCUAAAAAGAAUAGACCUAAAAAGACAGAGAAAAAUGACAAAUCUGAACAAAAAAAGAAGCAACGCGCAUUUAGUAUGAACGCGGAUGUUCUGAAACCCAGAUUGAGUAGAACAGGCGGCCGUAUUGACCCUGGAGCGGAUUAUCCAGAAGAUUUGAAGGCCCGGUUAGCGGCUUCGUAUAAUACAAGAAACUAUGACCCAUAUUUGUCCAGUACGGGUACCCCACCUGUAAUCAAUGGAUUUCGUAAGUCACCUUUGCAUAGAAGGGAUACUUUAAUACCUAAUGGAAAUGAUGUGGUCAUCGAUGUUGAUGAACUUAUGCGUCAUGUCAAACACAAAGGUACACAUAAAAAGAAAGGUCAUCAGGAUGACAGACAUAGUCGUCGGAGCUAUCCAUCAAGUUCUGCUUCAUACUCCACAUCUACUAGAAGUACUGAUGUUUUCCAAAGUGACAUGGAAGAUGAAGAUGAAGAUGAAUAUAACUCAAGGCCGUCAUCAAGGAGAUCUUCCAAUAAUUCAUCUUUAGAUGAUGUGUGCCUUGUCCUCGAAGAUGAGGAUGAAAAUUUAGAUAAAAUGUGGCCUGAUGUAGCUGUAUUGGAGGAAUUUUCCAAAGAAGAAACAGAAAAACUAAGAAGACAGGCAAUUAGAGAUGCAGAAGCUUUUCACUUCCAAUAUGAUGAAGAUGAAGAACCUUAUGUUAACAAUGAUUUUGAUGAUCAGUCAUUCCCAGACGCUAAUGAUAGAUAUACUAAAGCGGAAUCCAGUUCAGGAAUAUUCUUCUCCAAGCCGAUUGUUACUAAUAUAGACGUUCCUGAAUUGGGAAACAAAAGAGUAAAUGAAGCAGAACAACUCAAUACAGGAAGAUUAAGACCGAGGAGGCUAGCACCAUGGCAUCUAACACAGAAUAAGCACCAGGGUUUUCAAUCUGCUCCUGGAAUGUCUCCAGUUAAUCCAGCUAUCCCCGGCAAUAGUGAGUUACGAGACAACUUCUUAGUGGGUAGAAAUAUUCAAUACCCAUCACACAUAAUAUCUAGUAAUCCUGAACAUUUUAGAUUUACUUAUUUCAGAAUUGAUUUAGAUGCAACAGUUCAUUCUCCGACAAUAUCUGGGCUACUACAACCAGGCCAAAAAUACCAAGAUCUAUUCGUGGCCUCUAUAUAUGCCGAUCAGAGAGGGUCGAGCAACUUUUCAGGAGCUAAUACUCCAUUAAAUACUAAAGCCAACACUCCAUCUCACUCGAAUUCACAUCUAAUCAAGAACCCCUCAAACAUGUCCAACAGUGCCUCUGGGACUCAUUUGGGUUCUAACGCGGCAGAUUUGGAAGUAGACUUAGAUGAAGUAGCUCCUUUUUGGUUGGACGUAGUUAAUCCAACUGAAGAAGAAAUGAAAAUAUUGAGUAAAGCUUUUGGUAUCCAUCCCUUAACUACUGAGGAUAUAUUUUUAGGCGAGACACGUGAAAAGGUAGAGCUAUUCAAGGAUUAUUAUUUUAUUUGUUUCAGAAGUUUUGAUAUUAUUGCUGAAAAACAUGUAUUAAGGCAGAAAAGGAAUAAAUAUAACGAGGAUACGGGUACAAAUGCCGACAGAGACAGUGUUUCUCACCGUAGUAACAGGAGAGGUUGGCUAUCAUCCUUCUUUAGGAAGAGAAGACGGUCCUCAAAUGAUAUUAAGAGGGGUGGAGCAGAACAGUCUCUCUACUCUUCUAGUCUUCAUCACAAGGCAGACAAACAACGGCUGAAAAUGAUAGAAGAGAGAAAUAGGAAACGCAAAUCUGGUGAUAGACAUAAACCAAGAGAGGGUGAGUUGCAACCGCUCAACGUCUACAUUAUUGUUUUUAGAACAGGUGUUUUAACUUUUCAUUUUGCUCCUACCCCUCAUCCUAUUAAUGUGAGAAGGAGAGCUAGACUACUAAAAGAUUAUUUAAAUGUUACUUCCGAUUGGAUUGCAUACGCCUUAAUCGAUGAUAUUACGGAUGCUUUCGGGCCAAUGAUUGAAUUGAUUGAGGAUGAAGUAUAUGACAUUGAGGAUGCAAUUUUAAAAAUGCAUCAUACAUAUGAUGAUAGUGACAGUGACUCCAGCGAUAGUGACUCAGACAGCGACUAUGGCGAUGAUAAUGAAUCAACAUUCAGUGUUAGAGGAGCUAAUAAGUCUAGUGGUGGUGAAAACACAAGACUACUUUUCGAUAAGAGAUCCAAGAAGGCAGGUUCCAUACGUGGAUCAAUUGGCAGAAGAUCAUUUGAAACUCGUUCAUCUAGGUCAUACAAUACAUUCUCAUCCAGAACUCGAAGCAGCAGUAGCAGUAGCAGAAGUAGCGAUAGCAGCCUAUCAAGUAUAAACCCAAACAUUAUUGGAUGGAAGAAGAAAGGUGAUAUGCUGAGAAGAAUUGGUGAGUGCCGUAAGCGUGUUAUGAGUAUCCUGCGAUUACUAGGGUGGAAGGCUGAUGUGAUCAAGGGAUUCGCUAAGAGAUACAAUGAGCAAUGGGAUUUUGGACCCCAAAGUGAAAUUGGGAUAUAUCUUGGCGAUAUCCAGGAUCAUAUAGUUACUAUGGUUGCAUCAUUAAACCACUAUGAAAAGCUACUAAGUAGGUCACAUUCAAACUAUCUUGCUCAAAUUAAUAUCGAUAUGACUAGAGUCAACAACGAUAUGAAUGACGUUUUGGGAAAAAUUACCAUUCUAGGUACAAUUGUAUUACCAAUGAACGUUAUAACAGGUUUGUGGGGUAUGAAUGUUAUUGUACCUGGUCAAUUUAAUGAAUCAUUGAAUUGGUUCAUGAGCAUUGUUGCGUUCAUGUUUUGCCUGGCAUAUGGUGCUUAUGUUUAUACCAAGAAGAGAUUUGAUUUCUAA
This is a messenger RNA of Nakaseomyces glabratus, 3324 nucleotides long. It is a transcript of the gene MNR2, whose product is annotated as putative Mg(2+) transporter MNR2. Gene Ontology annotation, biological process: intracellular magnesium ion homeostasis; magnesium ion transmembrane transport. Lineage: Eukaryota; Fungi; Ascomycota; Saccharomycetes; Saccharomycetales; Saccharomycetaceae. The record is from RefSeq and is a predicted model, not a curated record. Gene Ontology annotation, molecular function: magnesium ion transmembrane transporter activity. Gene Ontology annotation, cellular component: fungal-type vacuole membrane.